ACAACAGCUCAUCCGUUUUCAGCUUCUCUGAGCUCUCCUCAUUGCCUCAGAUCACUUCUUCCUAAUGCAGAAACAAGGCAUCGGUAACCAGAGAAAAAUACGCAUAAACAAGACCGAAGACAAGCAUUAAGAUGGAAAACAUUUCUGUGGAUUUCUUAUCAAAUUCAUCCUGGAGGUCAGAGUGGUUCAAUGGAUCAAUACCCCAGGUCAUUCCGAACUUCUAUCUGGCUUUGCCAAUCAUAUAUUCCAUUAUCUGUGCAGUCGGACUGACAGGAAAUACUGCUGUCAUAUAUGUCAUCCUCAAGGCUCCAAAAAUGAAGUCUGUCACCAACAUGUUUAUUCUGAACUUGGCUAUUGCAGAUGAACUCUUCACGUUGGUUUUGCCAAUUAAUAUUGUUGAUUACUUACUGUUGCAAUGGCCCUUUGGAGAGUUUAUGUGCAAGCUGAUCAUUUCCAUUGAUGAGUACAAUACUUUUUCUAGCUUAUAUUUUUUAACUGUAAUGAGCAUUGAUAGAUAUCUUGUGGUUGUUGCGACUGUAGAAUCCAAGAAAUUAACCUAUCGUACAUACAGAGCUGCAAAAAUUGUAAGCAUAUGUGUGUGGAUUUUUGUUACCAUAAUCAUAAUGCCUUUUAUAAUCUUUGCCAAGAUCCACAAAGAACAUGGCCGUUUACAAUGUCUCUUUGUAUUUCCUUACCCAGAGAGUUUGUGGUGGCAGAUGAGUAGAAUUUAUACUCUGAUAAUGGGAUUUGCUAUACCUGUUUCUACUAUUUGCAUACUCUAUAGUAUGAUGCUUUACAAAUUGAGAAGAAUGCGUCUGAAUACCAAUGGAAAAGCUUUAGAUAAAGCUAAGAAGAAGGUGACAUUCAUGGUUGUAAUAAUUCUUGCCGUGUGUCUGUUCUGUUGGACCCCCUACCAUCUCAGCACAGUGGUGGCUCUUACCACUGACAUCCCCCAGACUCCAUUAGUCAUAGGGAUUUCGUUAUUUAUAACUAGUUUAAGUUAUGCAAAUAGUUGUCUCAAUCCAUUUUUGUAUGCAUUCUUAGAUGACAAUUUUAGGAAAAGCUUUAGAAAAUUAGUUGAAUGCAGAUCAUCCACCUAAAGAACAAAUGU
Spea bombifrons (plains spadefoot toad) is the source of this 1111-nucleotide messenger RNA. RefSeq names its product neuropeptides B and W receptor 1 (gene NPBWR1). NCBI's taxonomy places the organism in Eukaryota, Metazoa, Chordata, Amphibia, Anura, Pelobatidae. The record is from RefSeq and is a predicted model, not a curated record. The transcript has 2 exons. Bases 132 to 1100 code for a protein of 322 amino acids. Gene Ontology annotation, molecular function: neuropeptide binding; neuropeptide receptor activity. Gene Ontology annotation, biological process: neuropeptide signaling pathway. Gene Ontology annotation, cellular component: neuron projection; membrane.